Molecule: messenger RNA, 7800 nt
Organism: Peromyscus leucopus (white-footed mouse)
Lineage: Eukaryota; Metazoa; Chordata; Mammalia; Rodentia; Cricetidae
Gene: Scube1
Product: signal peptide, CUB domain and EGF like domain containing 1
Biological process (GO): signal transduction
Cellular component (GO): cell surface
Molecular function (GO): calcium ion binding
Source: RefSeq, a predicted model, not a curated record
GGUAGCGGAGCUUGCUGCAGACAGGAGCGCUCGCGGAGCGGCCGCUCGGUGCGUCCCGUGCCCCGCACGCCCGCACCCGGCGCGGCCCGCUGCGAGCAUGGGCGCGGCGGCCGUGCGCUGGCACUUGUGCGUGCUGCUCGCUCUGGGAGCGCGCGGGCGGAUGGUGGGGGGCAGCGGGCUCCCAGGAGCCGUGGACGUGGAUGAGUGCUCAGAGGGCACAGAUGACUGUCACAUAGAUGCCAUCUGCCAGAACACACCCAAGUCUUACAAAUGUCUCUGCAAGCCCGGCUACAAGGGAGAAGGGAGGCAAUGUGAAGACAUCGACGAGUGUGAGAAUGACCACUACAAUGGCGGCUGCGUCCAUGACUGCAUCAACAUCCCCGGGAACUACAGGUGCACCUGCUUUGAUGGGUUCAUGCUGGCUCAUGAUGGACACAACUGCCUGGACGUGGAUGAGUGUCAAGACAACAACGGUGGCUGCCAGCAGAUCUGUGUCAAUGCUAUGGGCAGCUAUGAGUGCCAGUGCCACAGCGGCUUUUUCCUCAGUGACAACCAACACACCUGCAUACACCGCUCCAAUGAGGGUAUGAACUGCAUGAACAAAGACCAUGGCUGUGCCCACAUCUGCCGGGAGACGCCCAAAGGUGGGGUCGCCUGUGACUGCAGGCCCGGCUUUGACCUUGCCCCAAACCAGAAGGACUGCACACUAACCUGUAACUAUGGAAAUGGAGGCUGUCAGCACAGCUGUGAGGACACAGACACGGGCCCCAUGUGUGGUUGCCACCAGAAGUACGCGCUGCAUGCGGAUGGUCGGACGUGCAUUGAGAAGGAUGAGGCUGCAAUUGAGCGCUCUCAGUUCAAUGCCACGUCAGUAGCUGAUGUGGACAAGCGGGUGAGACGGCGGCUCCUCAUGGAGACAUGCGCAGUGAACAAUGGAGGCUGUGACCGGACGUGUAAGGACACUGCCACCGGCGUGCGGUGCAGCUGCCCAGUUGGAUUCACGCUGCAGCCGGAUGGAAAGACAUGCAAAGACAUCAACGAGUGCUUCGUGAACAAUGGAGGCUGCGACCACUUCUGCCGAAACACCGUGGGCAGCUUCGAAUGCGGCUGUCAAAAGGGCCACAAGCUGCUGACGGACGAGCGGACGUGCCAAGACAUCGACGAGUGUUCCUUCGAGCGGACCUGCGACCACAUUUGCAUCAAUUCCCCUGGCGGCUUCCAGUGUCUGUGCCACCGAGGCUACACACUCUACGGGACAACCCACUGCGGAGACAUGGAUGAGUGUAGCGUGAACAACGGCAGCUGUGAGCAGGGCUGUGUCAACACCAAGGGCAGCUACGAGUGUGUCUGCCCACCGGGGAGGAGGCUGCACUGGAACCGGAAGGACUGUGUGGAGAUGAGCGGGUGCCUGUCUCGGUCCAAGGCCUCUGCCCAGGCCCAGCUGUCCUGCGGGAAGGUGGGUGGAGUGGAGAACUGCUUCUUGUCCUGCCUGGGCCACAGUCUCUUCAUGCCAGACUCAGAAAACAGCUACAUCCUGAGCUGCGGUGUUCCGGGUCUCCAGGGCAAGACACUACCAAAACGCAAUGGCACCAGCUCUGGUGCGGGACCCAGCUGCUCAGAUGCCCCCACCACCCUCAGACAGAAGGCCCGCUUCAAGAUCCGAGAUGCCAAGUGCCAUCUCCGGCCCCGGAGCCAGGAGCGAGCAAAGGACACCCUGAGGCACCCCCUUCUGGAUAACUGCCACGUGACUUUUGUGACCCUCAAGUGUGACUCCUCCAAGAAGAGGCGCCGAGGCCGCAAGUCCCCAUCCAAGGAGGUGUCCCAUAUCACGGCAGAGUUUGAAGUGGAGCUGAAGCUGGAUGAGGCCUCCGACACCUGCGAAGCGGAUUGCCUGCGGAAGCGUGCCGAGCAGAGCCUGCAGGCCGCCAUCAAGACUCUGCGCAAGUCCAUCAGCCGGCACCAGUUCCACGUCCAGGUCUCGGGCACUGAGUACGAAGUGGCCCAACGGCCAGCCAAGACACUGGAGGGGACAGGGGCAUGCGGCAUAGGCCAGAUACUACAGGAUGGCAAGUGUGUAUCCUGUGCACCUGGCACUUACUUCAGCGGUCAGCCAGGCCAGUGUGUGCCCUGUGUGUCGGGAACCUACCAGGACAUGGAGGGCCAGCUCAGCUGCACGCCGUGCCCCAGCAGUGAAGGGCUGGGUCUGGCCGGUGCCCGCAACGUAUCCGAAUGUGGAGGCCAGUGCUCUCCAGGCUACUACUCGGCGGAUGGUUUCAAGCCUUGCCAGGCCUGCCCCGUGGGCACAUACCAGCCCGAGCCUGGGCGUACCGGCUGCUUCCCCUGUGGAGGUGGGCUGCUCACCAAGCACACGGGGACCGCCUCUUUCCAGGACUGUGAGGCCAAAGUGCACUGCUCCCCCGGCCACCACUACAACACCACCACCCACCGGUGCAUCCGCUGUCCUGUGGGCACCUAUCAACCCGAGUUUGGCCAGAACCAUUGUAUCACCUGUCCGGGCAACACCAGCACCGAUUUUGAUGGGUCCACCAACGUCACACACUGCAAAAACCAGCACUGUGGUGGCGAGCUUGGUGACUACACAGGCUAUAUCGAGUCCCCCAACUACCCUGGAGACUACCCAGCCAAUGCCGAGUGUGUGUGGCACAUCACGCCACCCCCCAAGCGCAGGAUCCUCAUCGUGGUCCCCGAGAUCUUCCUACCUAUCGAGGACGAAUGUGGCGAUGUCCUGGUCAUGAGGAAGAGCGCCUCGCCCACGUCAGUCACCACCUAUGAGACAUGCCAGACCUACGAGCGGCCCAUCGCCUUCACCUCCCGCUCCCGCAAACUCUGGAUCCAGUUCAAAUCCAACGAAGCCAACAGCGGCAGAGGGUUUCAAGUGCCCUACGUCACCUAUGAUGAGGACUACCAGCAGCUAAUCGAAGACAUCGUGCGCGAUGGGCGCUUGUACGCCUCGGAGAACCAUCAGGAGAUUUUGAAAGAUAAGAAGCUGAUCAAGGCCCUCUUUGACGUGUUGGCACACCCACAAAACUACUUCAAAUACACAGCUCAGGAAUCCAAGGAGAUGUUCCCUCGGUCCUUUAUCAAACUGCUCCGUUCCAAAGUGUCUCGAUUCCUGCGGCCCUACAAAUAGCCAGCCAGCUGUCCUGCUUAGGGAUUAGUGGGAACCAAGGAGGAGGGGGUGUGCCUUCCCUCUACAGCAGGAGCUGAAAGGAGGCACCAUGGGCCGCCAGGUGGCCUUGGGCAAAGCCAUCCGGCCUCUACCAGUCCGUGGAAGGCCUAAACCCAGCCCAGACCCCUUGGGUGGGUCUGCCACUCCUGUGUGGAAACCCUGCUUCAGAAAGCCUUCACCAAUCCUUUGCCUCUGUUUCCCAGGACACCUAGAACAUUCUCUCCUGAACCACCUCAGUGGGCCUACCUGGGCAGGACAAGCUGUACCCACCAUGUGGGGAACAGGACUGCUGUGCCCUUGGCCUGAUGUGUUGGGAGAGAGGAGCGUGGCCACUACUGCAGGCUCCGGGAAGCCUAAGCCAUUGUCACCCACAGAGGGCCAGGCCAGGACGGGUGUGUGGAGGCGCCAUCUGGGGGGGCGUUGAUAAGCUUACGCCAGUGCCUGUGGGACCGCCACACCCUGCCAACCCCUCCAGCCACAGGCACAGGACACCAAGCCAGGUCAUGGGGCUCAAGGGACUCUGUGAGAGAUGGAAAGGUCCUCCAGGAGAGGAAUCCAUGGACUUGUGCUUCGCCUUAAUAGAACGUCUAAUGAAGUUCUAUAUAUAUAUAUAUAGAUAUAAAUAUUAAAUAUAUAUACUUCUCUGUGUGGGCGGGUACUUUUGAAGGGCUCUCUUCAGCAACUGUCCUCUUAUUAACCACUGUUGCUAUUUAAUUACUGGCCUCCCCCCAGUGAUUAAAUUGCACCUCCAAGCACUUGCCACCUCUGUGUGGGGGAGGCCAAGUGCCCCUCCCCCGGCCUGGGGAGAACACAGGCAUGCUUAAAGCAUGCGGUUGAAUGUGACUUCUAGGGGGUUGGACUAGCAUUGACUUGGGGGGUGGGACGGGGGGACUUCACAAGCAACAUCACUGCCCUCAACAGAACGCAGUGGAAAGCACCCCCCCCCCCCCCCCCCCGGGUACUGGCGCUCGCUGACUCUGCACUGUGCCUGCAGGUCACCAGAAACAAGGCCUUCCUCAGGGAUUUGCAGGCUGUGCUCAGAGAGCAGCCCCAAGUCUCUACUGCUUCGGGAGGAGACAGCAAGGCCCACAGAGGGGAGGCCUCCAUGGCGGAGGCUGUUCCGAGCCUCCCUGAUGCUUCUCAGUCUCUUAAAGAGAGGAACCCCUGUGUGGCCAAGUUGCAUGGCAUCCCACAGGCUGGGGGGUCACCCCCUCACACAGAGCUCUUGCCUGUGCCUCGGACUGGUCUGUAUUUGUCAAAUUAACGGAUGUUAUAACUCGGAGGAACAUGGGGGAAAUCUCGAAACGAACUCCAAGGUUUCCUGGUCCCCGUCCCACCCUGAUGACCUAAGGGAGCUGUUUCAGAAAACGUAUGGGGCUCACCGAAGACUGAACAAGCGUGUGGGCAAGUAAGCCAGGCCUGGAGAGUCACAGCUUGAUGACAAGGUACAACAAACUCAUCUGAACUCCCUUGGAACUCAGGGACAAGUCACUGCCACCCCAACAGCCCACCAAGCAGAAGGGAUCACCAGCGGCCACCACUCUCUUGUGGAGGGCGGCAGGUGGACUCUGCACUUGGCGGUAGGACCGGGUCGGGGCUGUUGCCUUUCACAACCCUGCAGCCCCGCUGUGCCAGGGAGACACUUCCUGUCUUCCUGUUGGACCACUGGUCAUCCCCAGAGGGACCAACGUCCCCCAGCACCAACCCAGCAACACUCACCCUCUCCAGGAAAAUGAAGCGAACAAGGACGGAUGGAGACGCACACUAGGAGGGAAUGAUGGGAAACAGCUCAAGAAAUUCGGGUGCCAUCUGCAAACUGGAGAACCAGGGAAGCUGGCAGGAUUCAAACCAGAGACACCAGAAACCGGUGUGGCCAGUCUGAAGGCCUGAGCCCAGAGCACUGUGUUGGUCGUCUGUCGCAGGUCCAGUGAAUUUGCCCUCCCACCAAUUUUACUCCCCACCCCCACCAGUCUACUGAAGGACGCCACCAACUUAGGUGAGGAAGGGGCUUUCCCCUGGCGCCUGAUUCAUCCGCUAAUUGAUCUUUUCCAGAAUACCACUAUCACUGCCCCGCCGCACCAUAAGAAGCAUUUGGGGGCUCGGCCCUGCCCAGGCAAGUUGACGUAUCAAAUUAACUAACCCACUGAAGGGCUUCAGGUUUAGUUUUUAAUCUCCUCAAAAACCAGGAAACGUCGGAGUUCUCCGGUUUUCCUAAGUCCUGCCUACAACUCCUGAGGGGCUUUUGGCGGUUGCCACCCAUGUGUCCAUCAACACACCCAACACCCAACUAUUUCCUCUCUCCAGAGUGCUCACCCCCACUGUGGCCACAUCGUGUCCAGUGUCCCCUGGGGAGGAGCAGGUACGGUGCAGGCCCGGUCCCUCAUUCUCAUGCUCAAGCUCUUCCUUUUGUAGCUCUCAUCCCUGCCCCCCCAAGUAGCCCCCAAAGUCCUAGCACCUGGCAAAGGCGGGGAGGCCUGUGUCUCCCAGUUUCUGUUGGGCUUGGUCUGCACCCGAGGCAACCUGACGACCUCUAUGGAGGCGAGAGGAAAACCAAGCGGUCCCCUGGGUUCUGGGAGAUGGUCACCAUAUGAGACCUGGAAUUGGAGGCACCCCAACAGGACACCCAGAAAGCCUUCCUGACUUGUGUUCCUGGCACCUCUCAGCACUUAGCUUGGCAGGACCUACCUGAGGAAGGACAGCAACCUGGCCCGAGGGUCAGUGGUCAGCCCAGCCCUCCACUCGUGGUCGGCAACAGUGAGGCAGGUCCUCUGUCACUCAGAAAGGGCCUUUUAAUUGUCCUGGUCAUUUGUCCUGGGUCCAGAGCCUCGAGGCUGUGACUACACUACCCUUCUCACCCUGGCUCCUUCCCCAACUCUCAAGCAGCACAACCACGGAGUCCCUGUGGCCCCCAACACUUGUCACACUGGCUACUGGGGGUGACCACUGUCCCCAGCUCUGGCUCCCCCCGGUGCAGUCCAUCCUCACUUUGAGUGGUCGCAGAUACUCUGGGGCCCCAGCCCAAGAUGGAGACCUUGACCACCUUUCCCCUCUUGACAGCUUUUAGUUUGGAACACGCAGAUGAAAUAGAAGCAAAAUGCAAGCCCCAGAUCCUGGCUCAAAAGCUCUACUAGGGAGCCUGCUCACCCACCUCUGCCUUCUACAAAAGGAGGCCCCGGCUGCUCAGGCUUGGGGUGGACCCUAAACUGACAUGUAGAAGCUAAGUAUCUUCCAAAGCUUCCUCUUAUCCCACUCCCAGCUCUGGUGUGACUGGACCCCAGACAGCAAAACAAAUAAGGGCCUAAAAUGAGUUGAGCCAUUCAGUGAACAUUUACUGGGUACCUCCUGUGCGCCAGACUUCUAGAAAGACUGACUGGGGAACAACAUGAACACAACAACCUACCCAGGACAGCAGCCUUGCCCCAUGCCUGCUCAUCUGCUAUGGGACCUGGAGGACAGGAGGGCCAACGCUUUCUUCUUGCCCUGGGACUAGCCUAGAAAGUGGGACUGACCUGGCUGGCAAGCACUGUACAGCUUUGCUUCACCAAAGAUGCACAGAGCGAUAACUCAGCCCUUCUGCUCAAGCAGGCAGUGCCCAGCUGAUGCCAUUCGGACUGAGGCUGAAGGACUUGUGAGCGAAAAUGUCUGUCAAUCAUGGAAGCAGGACAAUUGGCACCUCUCCAGGGCAUGACAGUCCUGGGUGGGCUUUGUCCUACUCAACCUGUCAGAACUUUUGUCAGAGGUACCAUGUGGUGGUUGUGGGGGGGGGACCUCUUCAGGGCCCAGGUGAUGUGCCACAGCUCGUGCUCUCUCCCCCAGCACCCUGUUUAGACAGCUCCCAACAGUGAGUCUUUUGCUGGCUGUGGCCUCCCCAGCCUGCACCCAACCAUGCCAACGCAGAGGCCUGGUGGAAGUUCUGAAUGUCUGCAUUCCCACGACUCAACAGGGAGCAGCAAGGCACGGGAAAUUCACAGUCCUUCAGUCUCAGGCCAGACACUAAGCUGAACCCCCUCUGCCCGGGGGCCCCAGCCCUGGGCACUUGACUCUGAGAGACCAAGUAAAGUGCCCUAAGUGAAGAGUGAGAAGCUAGAAGAGUAAGUGUUGAUGCUGGUGACAUCUUUCUUCUUGACGCACAUUCGGAGAAAGGAUGAACUUGGCCGCUCCUGGGUAGCAGUCAGGGUCCUCACCAGUCAGACAUGAACUGUCACCACCACUACAAUGCUUGCACUGACCCAGAGGCCCUCGGCCCUACACGAGAUGUAUGUCACACUGUGCAUGUCAGCACGAACAGGGGAAGCAGCCGGGCUUUCAAACACAUCGUCAGAAACCACAAGCUUUGCCAAGGUCAGAGCCAUGUGCAGCCAGAAGCCAUCCACACUGCUCUGGAGACCGAUGCACUCCUGAGCCCCAGCCUUUGCCCCGGCCUCCAAACAUGCGCAGUCUGUCCAGGCACUGGGUAGCAGUCCUAAGGCACACAGACCAAUAUCCAUGUAACCGCAUUUGCCUUCCAGCAGCCUCAGAUAGUCAAAGCUUUUCUCUACCAUGUUUCCCCCUAUGCAUGUAAUUAAACACUUGUGGGAAUCACCUUAAUAAUAAACAGGAAAUGAGCCUAA